Molecule: messenger RNA, 772 nt
Organism: Drosophila ficusphila
Lineage: Eukaryota; Metazoa; Arthropoda; Insecta; Diptera; Drosophilidae
Product: abnormal spindle-like microcephaly-associated protein homolog
Exons: 1
Coding region: 160-591 (143 amino acids)
Molecular function (GO): calmodulin binding
Source: RefSeq, a predicted model, not a curated record
CGUGUCUGCAGCGCGCCAGUACAAUUUUAGAUCUCGAGCGAGCAAGUUCGUCCGGACAAGAGAGCCACAAUUCGAUGAAAGCCGUAUUCUUUGGGGUGUAACUCCGGACUCACAUUGGCCAAGGGAAAAUCAACUUUUGUCGCACUCCAGCGAAGGAUCAUGUACAUUUACCCGAGCUCCCCCGAAUCAGCAUCGUCCUUGCAGUCCGAAGAGAGUGCGGCUAUCAAGAUUCAGGCCGGAUUUCGUGGAUAUCGCGUGCGCAAAGAGAUCCAUCGAUCGAAGAAGUCCGUGAAUCCUCGCCUGUCGAAUCCUCAUCCCAGGAGAAACCAGCGCCAGAGGCCCAAAAACCAGACCCUCAUGGAGAACCAGGAAAAUCAACCCCGCCAAAAUGGCAACGAGCAGAAGACCAGUUCGGAAAAUGCAGGAAAAUCCGUGGAGGAUCGCUGUGCCACCAAAAUUCAGGCAGGAUUCCGGGGAUUUCUGGUGCGCAAGAAGCAGAAAAUCGCCACCGAUGCGGCAGUGAAAAUUCAGGCUGGCUUCCGGGGAUUCAAAACACGCAAGGAGCUGAAGCAGUGCGAGCCCAUUGGGUAAUCCAUGGGCGUUGUUCCACAACUCUGAUUUCUACUGUACAUACAAAUAUGUGUAUUCAAAGAUUGCUGUUGCACAGCAAGGCGUUAAACCUACCGUUUAGUUCAAUAUGUGUCGUGUAAAUAGUUUAAUAUUAACUGAUAGCUUCCAGAAGAAUAAAAUACUCUUACUCAAGAAACCGCAA